Aspergillus affinis is the source of this 897-nucleotide messenger RNA. RefSeq lists its product as uncharacterized. Lineage: Eukaryota; Fungi; Ascomycota; Eurotiomycetes; Eurotiales; Aspergillaceae. The record is from RefSeq and is a predicted model, not a curated record. The transcript is spliced from 2 exons. Bases 1 to 897 code for a protein of 298 amino acids.
AUGACGGAGACUCGUUUGUUUCUUGCCCCGCGUCCUCCUGAUGGCACAAAGCUGGAGAUAGACUUUCUGGAUUCAACUUUCUUCAAGACUCCCGGCCAGCGGCUACCGACGCCAGCACAAGUCCGGGCCCUGUCAACAGAUAUAUGUACGAGCCCUCAACCCAAACCUAUUAUCUUCAGAAACCCGAAUAUUUUCGUCAAGUUUGGUCGCUACGUUACGGUUGCAGAAGCUCAGUGCCUUUGGAUGGUUCAGCGGGCCUUUCAAGGCACUGUGCCGGUUCCUGAACCUUUCGGAUGGCGUGUUGAUGACGAGGGCUACGUAUUCAUUUACAUGCAGCUUAUCGAAGGACAUACGUUACUUGAUCGAUGGGAUGAUCUACACAGUACAGACAAAGAAAUGAUGCGCAAUCAGUUAUACGAAAUCAUUAGAUCUUUACGUCAACUUAGCCAAAAGUCCGGCAGGUAUAUUGGAUCUAUCAACUAUCAAAAACUUCCCGAUUAUAUCUUCCAGGCACUAACAGAAGCUGGUCCAUUUCCAAAUAUAAAGAAAUUUAAUGAUUGGUUUUCUUCCUUGCCUCAAUCGCGUCUUCCGGUGUCCCUGAAAUAUAAAGAUCCCUAUAGAGACCUCUUGCCUGAUGGUGGAGACGUCAAAUUUACUCACGCCGAUCUUCACCGAGGUAACAUCAUGAUUUCAUCGACCGCGCCCUUUCGAGUCAUUGCCAUCGUCGACUGGGGUCAGGCAGGCUGGUAUCCGGAUUAUUGGGAGUACUGCAAAGCUCUUUACACCUGCUGGUACGAGGAUGAAUGGCGUCGGGGCUGGGUUGACAAGUUUCUACAUCCACGACUGCAGGAGUUUCAAGUCUUCUCGGAAUACACCAUGGCGAUCGGUGCUGUCUAA